AUGUCGUUACGACGACGAGUGCCGGUGCUUAUCAUCCUGAGCCUGAUGCUGGCAGCAGGAGCCUCCUGCAGCUAUGAACAAGAAGCACCGAUCGGACUUCCUGGAUGCCUUGACAAGUGCGGCAACAUCAGCGUGCCUUUCCCAUUCGGCAUGAACAGGGGCUGCUUUCGUCUAGGCUUUGAGGUUGAAUGCAACCAUACGUUCCAGCCGCCUCGCCUCUUCUUCGCAAAGGGGCCAUGGUCUCCAGGCAAUUACGGUCCUACCCAGGAGACUCGCGACUGGUACACCCUGGCAGGCCAGGAGAUACAAGAAAUUGAGCAGUUCUUGCCACUCGAGAUCCUAGGCAUAUCCCUCUCGGAAGGCCUUGUACGAACCCACGGCGACAUCAGCCUCGACUGCAGCAUCAACGAGACUUUCAUUUGGGUCAGGGGCCAGCAGACCUACCUGAGCGGGCCGUACCUCCUGUCGACUCGCAACGUCGCCACGGCCAUCGGCUGGAGCUUCGACGCCAAGCUCACGCAGUCGCUGCGCGGCUCGGGCUACAUGAAAUCGUGCAGCGUGCGGCUGGAGGCCUCGAACAUGGGACGGAACGGGUCUUGCUCGGGCGAAGGGUGCUGCGAGGUGACGGUGAAGGAGAACCUCAACUCCGUCUCCGUCUUCCUCGUGCAGACGUCCCCCUACCCGGGCAUCGAGCCCAACUCCUGCUCCUACGGCAUGGUGGCGGAGAGGGGCUGGUACAACUUCUCGACGCCGGACUUCCAUGGCUUCGCCUUGCUUCACAAGUACCCGCGGGGCGUCCCUCUGCUCGCGGACUUCGCCAUCAGGGAUGACCUUUGCCCACCGCAGGGACAGGGCCAUGCUUGUGUCAGCAGCAACAGCUUCUGCGUCAACGUAACCAACGGGCCGGGCUACAUCUGCAAGUGCCACCACGGGUACGACGGGAACCCUUACAUAUCGAAUGGAUGCCAAGACAUCGACGAGUGUGCUCUCCGAAUCAAGCAUCCUGAGCUUCAGGACAUAUAUCCUUGUUCGAGUGGUGGAAUCUGCAAGAAUACCCCAGGAGGCUAUGAUUGUCCAUGCAAAUCCGGAUUGAGAGGUGAUGGCAAAUCAGGAACAUGCACAGAGAAAUUUCCUCUACCUGCGAAGAUUGCUGUGGGUUCAAUACUUGGACUUCUUGUCGCCGCAUUCUUUGUGUUCCUUGUCCUUCUCCAGAAAGAGAGAAGGAAGAUGGAAGAUUUUUUUGUAAAAAAUGGAGGACCUACUCUUGAGAAGGCAAAAAUGAUAAAGAUUUACAAAAAAGAGGAUCUCAAGCCUAUCUUGAAAAGUAAUAAUUUUAUUGGAAAAGGUGGCUUUGGUGAAGUUUACAAAGGAUUUCUUGACAAUCAACUAGUUGCAGUAAAGAAGCCCAUUUUUAGUGGCAAUGUGACAGAUGUCGAGCAAUUUGCAAAUGAAGUCAUCAUCCAAUCUCAAGUGAUCCACAAGAACAUCGUCAGGCUCAUAGGUUGUUGCCUAGAAGUUGAUAUCCCAAUGCUGGUAUAUGAGUUCCUCUCCAAAGGUAGCCUCGAUGAUAUUCUUCAUGGAAGCAGCCAAGUUCCGUUAGAUUUGAAUGCACGUUUAAAUAUAGCUGCAGAGUCAGCAGAAGGCCUAGCUUACAUGCAUUCAAAAACCAGUAAUAUAAUCUUACAUGGUGAUGUUAAACCAGCCAAUAUACUAUUGGAUGAUAAUUUUGUACCAAAGAUAUCUGACUUUGGUAUAUCAAGGCUGAUUGCUGUAGAGAAACAGCAUACCAAUUCUGUCAUUGGUGACAUGAGUUACAUGGAUCCAGUAUAUCUGCAAACAGGCCUGUUAACUGAUAAGAGUGAUGUCUACUGUUUUGGAGUUGUGCUCUUGGAGCUUAUUAGCCGGAAAAAGGCCAGGCAUUCUGACAACAACAGCUUGGUUAAAGCUUUUCUUGAUGCUCACAAAACUCAGAAGGGGGCAACUGAGCUGUUUGACAAGGAAAUUUUAGAACCAAAAGAUUUGGAGUUUCUUAAUAAGAUCCUAGAUAUUGCUGUGGAAUGCCUAGAUCUUGAUGUGGAUAAAAGGCCAGAGAUGACAGAAGUAGCAGAGCGUCUUCUCAUGUUGAAGAGAUCUCGAAAUAAAUAAGAGUUACAA
Messenger RNA from Oryza brachyantha (malo sina), 2154 nucleotides. Its product is annotated as wall-associated receptor kinase 2-like. Bases 1 to 2145 code for a protein of 714 amino acids. Gene Ontology annotation, cellular component: plasma membrane. Lineage: Eukaryota; Viridiplantae; Streptophyta; Magnoliopsida; Poales; Poaceae. Gene Ontology annotation, molecular function: ATP binding; protein serine/threonine kinase activity; calcium ion binding. The record is from RefSeq and is a predicted model, not a curated record. Gene Ontology annotation, biological process: cell surface receptor signaling pathway; protein phosphorylation. The transcript is spliced from 3 exons.